AUGGCCCAGUUACAAGAAUUUCUGUGCCACUGCAAUAUCACAACAUGCUGCGGCCUGCCCAGCAAGGCCGUGGAGUGGUUCGAGAAGAUGCCGGAGUUCGGGCGCUCCCCGGACAUGCUCACGUACUCCGCGGUGAUCGACGCGUACGGCCGCGCCGGGAACGCCGAGGCGGCCCUCCGCUUGUACGACCGCGCCCGCUCGGAGAAAUGGCAGCUCGACCCUGUGAUCUGCUCGACGGUGAUCAAGGUACACUCGACCACCGGCAACUUCGACGGUGCACUCAACGUGUUCGAGGAAAUGAAGGCGGCCGGGGUGAAGCCAAGCCUUGUCGUGUACAACACAAUGUUGGACGCCAUGGGCCGUGCAAUGCGACCAUGGGUGGUGAAGACUAUACACCGAGAGCUGGUUGAUCAGCAGGUGCAGCCCAGCAGGGCGACAUACUGUUGUCUUCUGCACGCUUACACCAGGGCGCGCUAUGGUGAGGACUCCAUGGCUGUGUACCGGCUGAUGAAGGGCGAGGUGAUGGACAUCGAUGGGUACAGCGUGAACUUGGACUCUAUGGUCUUAAGCCAGCUGUCGGCCUCCAACGGCUCGUCGGCCUUGUGA
This is a messenger RNA of Panicum virgatum (switchgrass), 606 nucleotides long. Its product is annotated as pentatricopeptide repeat-containing protein ATP4, chloroplastic-like. Bases 1 to 606 code for a protein of 201 amino acids. Gene Ontology annotation, molecular function: protein binding. The transcript is spliced from 3 exons. The record is from RefSeq and is a predicted model, not a curated record. Gene Ontology annotation, cellular component: chloroplast. Lineage: Eukaryota; Viridiplantae; Streptophyta; Magnoliopsida; Poales; Poaceae.